Molecule: messenger RNA, 6422 nt
Organism: Molossus molossus (Pallas's mastiff bat)
Lineage: Eukaryota; Metazoa; Chordata; Mammalia; Chiroptera; Molossidae
Gene: RIMS1
Product: regulating synaptic membrane exocytosis 1
Exons: 29
Coding region: 1-4362 (1453 amino acids)
Biological process (GO): intracellular protein transport; regulation of membrane potential; regulation of synaptic plasticity
Cellular component (GO): cytoskeleton of presynaptic active zone; presynaptic membrane
Molecular function (GO): transmembrane transporter binding; small GTPase binding
Source: RefSeq, a predicted model, not a curated record
AUGUCCUCGGCUGUGGGGCCCCGCGGUGCUCGCCCACCCACGGUGCCUCCCCCCAUGCAAGAGCUGCCCGACCUGAGCCACCUGACCGAGGAGGAGAGGAACAUUAUCAUGGCAGUGAUGGACCGGCAGAAGGAAGAGGAGGAAAAAGAAGAAGCCAUGCUCAAGAGAUUGCAUCAACAAUUUGAAAGCUAUAAGGAACAAGUGAGAAAAAUAGGGGAAGAAGCGCGGCGUUACCAGGGCGAGCAUAAGGAUGAUGCUCCGACUUGCGGCAUCUGUCAUAAAACAAAGUUUGCUGAUGGGUGCGGCCAUCUCUGCUCCUACUGCCGCACCAAAUUCUGCGCCCGCUGCGGAGGCCGCGUGUCUCUGCGAUCUAACAACGAGGACAAAGUGGUUAUGUGGGUGUGCAAUUUAUGUCAAAAGCAACAAGAAAUCUUAACCAAAUCUGGGGCCUGGUUCUUUGGAAGUGGCCCUCAGCAGCCCAGUCAGGAUGGAACCCUAAGUGAUACAGCUGCAGGUGCUGGUUCUGAGGUACCCAGAGAAAAGAAAGCACAGCUCCAAGCGAAGAAGACUCCAGGGCUUUCUGAGCAGAAUGGCAAGGGAGCCCAGAAAAGCGAGCGCAAGCGCGUGCCCAAGUCCUCAGUGCAACCCGGCGAGGGGGGCGCCGAUGAGCGGGAGCGGAAAGAAAGGCGGGAAAGCCGAAGGCUGGAGAAAGGGCGGUCCCAGGACUACCCCGACGCGCCGGAGAAACGGGAGGAGGGCAAAGCGGCGGACGAGGAGAAGCAAAGGAGUGAGGAGUACCAGACCAGGUACCGCAGCGACCCGAACCUGGCGCGGUACCCGGUGAAACCGCCGCCGGAGGAGCAGCAGAUGCGCAUGCACGCCCGGGUGUCCCGCGCGAGGCACGAGCGGCGCCACAGCGACGUGGCGCUCCCGCACACCGAGGCGGGCGCCGCGCCGCCCGAGAGCAAGGCGGGCAAGCGCGCGCCGGCCGCCGCCAGGGCCCUGCCGCCCGACUCCCCGCGGACCUACGCGGCCGAGCGGACUGCGGAAGCCAGGGCGCCGGGCGCCAAGCAGCUAACGAACCACAGCCCGCCGGCGCCCAGGCAUGGGCCGGUCCCCGCACAAGCCCCGGAGCCCAAAGCCCAGGAGCCCCUCAGGAAGCAGAGCCGCCUGGAUCCCAGCUCGGCCGUCCUCAUCCGGAAGGCCAAGCGCGAGAAGGUGGAGACCAUGCUGCGGAACGACUCGCUGAGCUCUGACCAGUCCGAGUCGGUGCGGCCGUCCCCGCCCAAGCCGCACCGGGCCAAGCGGGGCGGCAAGAAGCGGCAGAUGUCGGUGAGCAGCUCGGAGGAGGAGGGCGUGUCCACGCCGGAGUACACCAGCUGCGAGGACGUGGAGCUGGAGAGCGAGAGCGUCAGCGAGAAAGGUGACUUGGAUUAUUACUGGUUGGAUCCUGCCACGUGGCAUAGCCGGGAAACAUCACCGAUUAGUUCGCAUCCUGUAACGUGGCAACCUUCUAAAGAGGGGGACCGAUUAAUUGGACGUGUUAUUCUUAACAAGAGAACAACCAUGCCCAAAGAAUCAGGUGCAUUACUGGGUCUGAAAGUUGUUGGAGGAAAAAUGACUGACUUAGGACGCCUUGGUGCCUUCAUCACCAAAGUAAAGAAGGGUAGCCUUGCAGAUGUAGUUGGACAUUUAAAAGCAGGGGAUGAAGUUCUAGAAUGGAAUGGUAAACCCCUGCCGGGAGCUACAAAUGAAGAAGUUUACAACAUUAUUUUAGAAUCAAAAUCAGAACCUCAAGUUGAAAUUAUUGUUUCAAGGCCUAUUGGUGACAUUCCACGGAUUCCAGAGAGCUCCCAUCCUCCCCUGGAGUCCAGUUCCAGUUCUUUUGAAUCUCAGAAGAUGGAAAGGCCUUCCAUUUCUGUUAUUUCUCCAACAAGUCCUGGAGCUCUAAAGGAUGCCCCACAAGUCUUACCAGGACAACUUUCUGUGAAACUGUGGUACGAUAAGGUGGGACACCAGCUGAUUGUAAAUGUUCUGCAAGCAACAGAUCUACCUUCCAGAGCAGACGGGCGUCCCAGGAAUCCCUAUGUAAAAAUGUAUUUUCUUCCAGAUAGAAGUGAUAAAAGUAAAAGGAGAACCAAAACAGUAAAGAAAGUACUAGAACCAAAAUGGAAUCAAACUUUUGUCUAUUCACAUGUACAUCGUAGAGAUUUUAGAGAACGAAUGUUAGAAAUAACUGUGUGGGAUCAACCAAGAGUGCAAGAAGAAGAGAGUGAAUUUCUCGGAGAGAUCCUCAUAGAAUUGGAGACAGCACUUUUAGAUGAUGAACCACAUUGGUAUAAACUUCAGACACAUGAUGAAUCUUCACUACCUCUGCCUCAGCCAUCACCUUUCAUGCCCAGGCGACACGUCCACGGAGAAAGCUCCAGCAAAAAACUGCAAAGAUCUCAGCGAAUCAGUGACAGUGACAUCUCAGAUUAUGAGGUUGAUGAUGGUAUUGGAGUAGUUCCUCCAGGUUAUAGGUCUAGUGCUAGAGAAAGUAAAUCUACAACAUUAACUGUGCCGGAGCAGCAAAGAACAACGCAUCACCGCUCACGCUCAGUGUCUCCUCACCGCGGCGAUGAUCAGGGAAGGCCGCGUUCACGUUUACCAAAUGUGCCAUUACAGAGGAGUUUAGAUGAAAUUCAUCCAACAAGAAGGUCACGUUCUCCAACCAGACACCAUGAUGCCUCUAGAAGUCCAGUUGAUCACAGAUCCAGAGAUGUGGAUAGUCAGUAUUUAUCUGAACAAGACAGUGAGCUUCUUAUGCUGCCCAGAGCAAAACGAGGACGAAGUGCAGAAUGCCUACAUACUACCAGUGAACUGCAGCCCUCCCUUGACAGGGCUAGGAGUGCUAGUACCAACUGCUUGAGACCAGAUACUAGUUUGCAUUCACCAGAACGAGAAAGGCACUCCAGAAAGUCUGAAAGAGCUAGCAUCCAAAAACAGACUAGGAAAGGCAUUGCCCCUGAUGCAGAAAGAACGCACCGCCAAGGCAGUCCAAGCCACUCUCCUCCCAGGGACGCCUCCUCCAGCGGCCGAAGGGGAAGGCAGCUCCCACAGGUGCCCCUGAGGAGCGGCAGUAUAGAACAAGCAAGCUUAGUAGUGGAGGAGCGAACAAGACAGAUGAAAAUGAAAGUGCAUCGAUUUAAGCAGACAACAGGGUCUGGUUCUAGUCAAGAACUUGAUCGCGAGCAAUAUUCCAAGUAUAACAUACAUAAAGAUCAGUGCAGAAGCUGUGAUAACGUCUCUGCCAGAUCAUCAGAUAGUGAUGUCAGUGAUGUGUCCGCCAUUUCCAGGACCAGCAGUGCCUCGCGCCUCAGCAGCACGAGCUUCAUGUCAGAGCAGUCUGAGCGCCCCAGGGGUAGAAUCAGUUCAUUUACCCCUAAAAUGCAAGGCAGACGGAUGGGGACUUCAGGAAGAGCCAUCACGAAGAGCACCAGUGUGAGUGGAGAGAUGUACACACUGGAGCAUAAUGACGGCAGCCAGUCGGACACAGCUGUGGGGACAGUUGGAGCAGGUGGAAAGAAACGGAGAUCCAGUCUGAGUGCCAAAGUGGUCGCCAUAGUGUCUCGAAGGAGUAGAAGCACGUCCCAACUAAGCCAAACAGAGUCGGGCCACAAGAAGUUGAAGAGUACCAUACAGAGAAGCACAGAGACGGGCAUGGCAGCCGAAAUGAGGAAGAUGGUAAGGCAGCCAAGCCGAGAGUCGACCGACGGCAGCAUCAACAGUUACAGCUCCGAGGGAAACUUAAUAUUUCCUGGAGUGCGACUAGGAGCAGACAGUCAAUUUAGUGAUUUUCUUGAUGGACUAGGACCAGCCCAGCUCGUUGGCCGCCAAACCCUCGCCACCCCUGCAAUGGGUGAUAUACAGAUCGGAAUGGAGGACAAGAAGGGCCAACUAGAAGUUGAAGUUAUCAGAGCACGAAGCCUCACGCAAAAACCUGGCUCCAAAUCGACACCUGCUCCAUACGUCAAAGUAUAUCUUCUGGAAAACGGGGCCUGUAUAGCCAAGAAGAAGACGAGAAUUGCACGAAAAACCCUUGAUCCUCUGUAUCAACAGUCCCUGGUGUUUGACGAAAGCCCGCAGGGUAAAGUUCUUCAGGUGAUUGUCUGGGGAGACUACGGCAGAAUGGACCAUAAAUGCUUUAUGGGUGUGGCCCAAAUCUUGUUGGAAGAACUUGAUCUGUCCAGUAUGGUAAUUGGAUGGUACAAAUUGUUCCCACCGUCGUCAUUGGUGGAUCCCACACUCACUCCCCUAACCCGCCGGGCUUCCCAAUCAUCUCUGGAAAGUUCAACUGGGCCUCCCUGCAUUCGAUCAUAGUGAACUCAUACCAGAGUCAUUCCAAUAAAACUCGACCUUUCAGGAUAAUAAUCUGAACCAGACAGUUCAUGAUCAAAAGCAUUGUUGGAAACAGACAAUCAACUUGUGUUUUACCUGUAGUAGUUUCUCAAUAAUGUGUCCCAACUAUUGUUCCAAACCUGGCUUCAUAUGACAGAACAAGGUAGUCGAUCCCAGCGCAGCGAGAGCCAGCGUGCUAGUGAGAGCCCCUGAGGCUCCUAACAAACAGAAAGAGGGACCUUCAAACACGCACACGCACAUGCACACGCACGCACCCCAAACUGAACAAACUGGAAACUCUCACUCUGAAAAGUCGUAUUUUACACGUUUCUACACAGACCACAAGCAGUGUUAUUUCCCUGGUGUUUGAGGAGUUUUGUUCUUUUGCGUUUUGUUUGUGUGUGUGAUUCAUUGUUUUUGGAUUUGUUGUUUUGUUCUUGCUGUGUGUGUUAUUUACACUCGUUUCCAGCCGUGUCGUGACAGCCUCGUGCUGCUUGCAGAGACCCUUCCUUUCUUUUUCCAAAAGCACCAAAAAAAGGGCUGAAGCCGUCUCUGUAGCAUCUCCCCAAAGUGUUCAGCAGCUGGACAAGGUGAGGCCCAGGAAGGGCCCACUUUCAUUGUGUGAUCCUGCAAAGUCUUACAUGUGGAAACCCAGAAAACAAGAAGUUAUCCUCAAAAACAAAUAAUCCCAGAAUCCCUAUCUUUAAUAGAGAGCAUAACUGUUCACAUUCUAAAAAGUUAAUUUAUGUUUUCCAUUGUUUUGCAUGGAAGACUUUAAAGAAGUCAGUCUGCAACUAAUUCUGGGAACUACAACUAACUGCGUAAUCGUACUUUGGAAACACUCCUUAUAAUGCCUUUUUCUUCCUGAUAGUCACAAAGCAAACCUAUAUGCUCAUACGUAUAAACCACACUUUUGACUUCCCAAAUGGUGACUAGAAGUGGAUUUGAGCCUAAGACACUGGCAGCUAUGCCCAGGCUCCUCGGCCAUGUCUCAGUGUGGACAUACCCACCUGCCCAGAAAGAGCAUGGUGUGAGCUGUUCAGUAUUCACGGGAAAUUCCAGUGGAACUAUUCUGCACUAAACUAAUGUUUUUAUCAAAUUUUAGUUUACAUUUCUUUGAGAUCGAUGCAAGCACAAAGCUUGAUUUUUUAAUGCAAAGUCUCUUACAUUUUGGGGGGGGAAGGGGAAUAAAACAAAGUCAAAACUUUCAAUUUGCAUUUUGUUCACCUGCGUUUUCUUGGCCUGGACUUUCCCUCGUGACAUCUUGUGUAUGUGUUCCAUACUGCAGACCCUGCAGGUGCAUUGACACGUUCUCCUCCUUUUAUGAGUCAUUCAACUUUUGUGAUUACACAUAGAGCAGCAUGACUUGGAACCGUUCAAAGCUGCAUGCAUGUUUUGUAAAAAAAAACUAAAAGAAAAAAAAAAGAAAAAGAAAAGAAACAAAUGGUUAUUUAAUAAUGUAUGUUAGCUCCACAUAGGCCGCUUGUGUGUUGCAUGUACUGAACAGUUUGCUCGUCAAUGACUAUACUGAAAUAACCAAGAAAUCUAAGCCAUCCAUUUUUGUUAUAGACAUUUUGCAGGCUUUCGCCAGACUCAGUCUGGGAGCCUGGGGUGAAAUGUCUAUAGAUGGACUUUAUUUUUUACCCUCUGGACAACGUGAUGUAGAAUGGACCAAACUCCUCCUAAUACAUACUUCGGUGUAGAUUCCUCCUGUGGGGCUGUAACACAUGUAGACACUGUGUACACACUAGGUUUUAAUCCAUAGACAUACUGCCUGCACCAAGUGAAUUCUUUACCAUUAUUUACACAUGCCAGAUUACCUGCCCAUCGUCCACAGGGCACAGAUUGACCACGACUCCCCACGCUGAGCAGGAGGAACUGAAGCAUUGGUGCACUGCUACUAGAUUCCGUUCUGUCUUAGUGGCCAACGAUCAAUUAUAAUUGGGUAGUACCUUUCUAUUUGGACCACUUGUCUUAACACUCCCCUGUGCUUUUAAAUGAACUUCCAACUCAUGUAUGUAAACAUGUUUAAUAAAAUUUAC